Triticum aestivum (bread wheat) is the source of this 2398-nucleotide messenger RNA. RefSeq names its product short-chain dehydrogenase/reductase 2b. The coding region runs from base 978 to 2312 and encodes 444 amino acids. Gene Ontology annotation, cellular component: membrane. The record is from RefSeq and is a predicted model, not a curated record. Lineage: Eukaryota; Viridiplantae; Streptophyta; Magnoliopsida; Poales; Poaceae. The transcript has 3 exons.
CUAAAAUUUGCGUAAGGGGGUUAGUUUGGUUAGGAGCAUAAUGUGGGCUAUGUCUCUCAUUUCUUGCCCAAAAGCAUGACUCUGAGCUCUAUGAUAGAGUGGAAAAACGAAGUUGCAACCCAAAGAGAUGCUCUGCUGCAGCAACAACAGCCACCCAGAAAGGAAGUUGCAACCGAAAGAGACUGACUGCACACACAUAUAUAAGAGUGCAGAAGGAGGCCGGAGAUGAUCCAGUUUCUGCAACAUCAAACACGACCAUGAAACAGUAACGUGAAAGAAACUUUGCUCUGAUGAAGAGACUUGAUCAUCGGUACUCAGUGUCUGUUGUGGUGCUCAGUGUAUUUGCGAUGUGCGAACAGGUUGUUGAUCCGUUGAUAGAAGGCUGUCAUCUUAGGCAAAUGCCAGCAACGGCAACCGAUAAGUGGGCAAGAAUUCAGUCUGGGAACCAGCUUCGUCGGGGACCGACCUCAACUGGAACUUGGGGACCCUGAGCCCGGAACAGGGCGCGACGCGCGAGGGACCCUGCUCCCUCAGGACGGAGAUGGUGAAAGUCUGAUAGUGGCUGCUCACUGGGUUGUACAGGAACUGCGUUAUGCCUAAUAAGAAUAAAGAGUUUGCAAGCACAUAUUAUGCCUGUAGAAGCUGUUAUCAGCGCCAUGGAUGUGCAAUCUUGCACACUGUAUGUCUGUAUCUACGAUGACUGAUAUCUGAAAAAAAUUGAAAGAAAACUGAGUUUGGUUCACCAGGCCCAACUGCUUUGGAUAAAGGGAAGAAAAUCAUUGGGCCAUGGUCCGACCAAACGACACCACCGGCUACCAAGAAGAAAAUGUGUGAUCACCUCAACAAAAAAAAGUGUGGCGUAGACGUACCUCCCCCUCCAAACCCAAUCUCCGCUCUGCCGGCGGCGCCGCCGUUCUGCAGCAGGAAGGAAGGAAAGAGGAUCGUCUUGCUUUGAGGUGUUGGAUCUUUGAUCGGAGAUGAGCGCCCGGCGGUUUGUGAACCUGCUGGUGUCGGAUUGCCAAAAAUUCACGUCCACGCUGCGGCGCUUCGACCUGUCCCGCAACCAGCUCUUCUACCCAACACCAGAAGAAGCAGUGGAACAUGCCAAGGUGGUGCCUCCAUUGACGCCGGGCAUGUCCAACAAGCCAGCCCUAACAACCAGCCCCUCGGCGGUGGCCGUGGCCGGGGCGGGGGCGGAGCGAAAGAAGAAGAACAAGAUGAUGAUGAAGAAGCCGGUUUACAUUCGGCUGCCGGCGGCCACGGUCACCAUGAAACCAUCGAUAUGUGCGAUGACCCCUUACGAUCAAUGGGGCAGGAUGUACUGCUUCCCUCUCACCGAAACCAAGCUCUUCUUCGGCGACAGCUCCACGCGCAUCUUCCGCUUCGACGUCGAGACCCACUGCAUCGACACCAUGCCCAGCCUCCACACGCCCAAGCGCUCCCCCUUGGCCCUUUCCAUCCCUCAGGAUCCGACCACCUCGAAGGAAGGCGAAGGUGGAGCCCUUUACAUCAUGGACAGCAUCCUCGGGCCUUACAAUGAGGGUCAGGUCCAGUUCGAGGCUAUCGUGUACCGCAGGCGGUUCCACCCCUGCUCCAGCAAGGCGUGGCACUGCGACGCCCUCCCGCCGCCGCCUUUCGUCCACGACCUGCAGGUUGGUAACAAACCGGCGUCCAUCUGCUCCUACGCCUUGGUUGGCGGCCACACCAUCUGCAUCUCCGUCACGGGAGUCGGCACCUAUUGCUUCGACACGGUGACUCGCGAGUGGUGCAAGGCCGGCGACUGGCUCAUGCCGUUCCACAGCAAGGCAGAGCACGACCCGGAGCUCGGCCUCUGGUUUGGCGUCUCUCACAGCAACUUCCACCUCCCGUGCGCCGCAGACAUCUCCGGUGUCGUCCGAGGGGAGGAGCCGCUGCCGGAGCACACACGAAUCUGGGCGGACACUGAUGUGCCAGAGGGAUGGUACCCGCACUACCGCCCUGCCGAAGUCGUCAGCCUCGGUUCGGGCAGAUUUUGCGUCACCAACUUCUUCGAAACUAAGGACUACGAUUGCCGCUGCGGCCACUGGUUGGUUGAUGACAUAUUGGCUGUCUUCACGGGCAUGGAGGUAGUGUUACCCGGCAAUGGCAAUGGGAAUGACAACGACGAGGGUGAUUUCAAAGGCAACAACAAUGGGAACGACAAUAAUGACAAUGGCGAUUGCAAAGGCAAUGUCAAUGGGAACAGCAACGGGUCACCUGGUGUCCGUAUGAUUAAGCAUAAAUCCAGAUUUUGUGGGACUCACGGCACCAACAUGAUCAUGUCAGUGCUCUGAUUCACAUAUUUUGAGGCAUAAGAGCAUCUAGCUCUCCCAUCAAAUCUGUUUUAACUCCCUAAUUAAAUUUGAGGGGUUAAACCCCU